AUGGCUCUUGUGAGUAGAAUUCCUUCAAUUUCAUCUUCUUCUGGAGCAACCCAAUUGAGAAAAAUCAAAUCUUUUGGUGUUAAUCCUGUUUGCUGUAUCAAUUAUGCAUCACAUUCUUCUUCCCCUUUUACUGAGAAGCAUUCAAUUGAGAGAUACCAAAGGGAUAGUUGGAUUUACAAGGAUGAAUUGGAGCAACAAUCCGGUUCUUGCCCAAUUCUGCCUGAUCCUAGCUAUGUGAGGGACUAUGACAUAGCUUUGCAGCUGCCUGAGCUGAAGAAAAUGCUUCAGGUUUUAAGGGAGAAGAGAGAAGGGGAAGGAGGGUGUGAUAGAAAAGUGCCUGGGAAUGUGUUCUUGGUGGGUACUGGACCAGGAGAUCCUGAGUUGUUGACUGUUAAGGCUUUGAGAGUUAUUCAGAAUGCUGAUCUUUUGUUGUAUGAUAGAUUGGUUUCUAAUGAAGUCUUGGAUUUGGUUGGUCCUGAUGCUAGACUUCUCUAUGUUG
Messenger RNA from Solanum stenotomum, 499 nucleotides. Its product is annotated as S-adenosyl-L-methionine-dependent uroporphyrinogen III methyltransferase, chloroplastic-like. The transcript has a single exon. Gene Ontology annotation, biological process: siroheme biosynthetic process. Gene Ontology annotation, molecular function: uroporphyrin-III C-methyltransferase activity. The annotation marks the transcript as partial. Lineage: Eukaryota; Viridiplantae; Streptophyta; Magnoliopsida; Solanales; Solanaceae. The record is from RefSeq and is a predicted model, not a curated record.